This is a messenger RNA of Torulaspora globosa, 1623 nucleotides long. RefSeq names its product DNA cross-link repair protein PSO2 (gene PSO2). Bases 1 to 1623 code for a protein of 540 amino acids. Gene Ontology annotation, biological process: protection from non-homologous end joining at telomere; double-strand break repair via nonhomologous end joining; interstrand cross-link repair. Gene Ontology annotation, molecular function: damaged DNA binding; 5'-3' DNA exonuclease activity. The record is from RefSeq and is a predicted model, not a curated record. The transcript has a single exon. Lineage: Eukaryota; Fungi; Ascomycota; Saccharomycetes; Saccharomycetales; Saccharomycetaceae.
AUGUCCAGGAGGUCUAUUGUACAGGUUAGCAGUUCAGAUGUACGUAGGAGACGCUCUGGUGUUGUGAAAUCGACCAAGAAGCAGAGGAAAUUAUCCGAGUUCGACAUACCGACAGCAUCGUCGCUGCAGGUACGACAAAGAUCCUUCGAGGAGGUCAUUGUCCGGAAUAAUCAAGAUGAUCCCAUAAUAAUAGAGGAGGAGGAAGAGGAGGAAGUCGUGGCGAUCAAGGAGAUAAAGUGCCCAAUUUGUCAAAUUGAUAUAACUAAUUUCGAAAUCUACCAGAAGGAGGCUCACGCGGAAUCGUGCCUUGAGAAGUCGACAGAAGCCGCUAGCAAGCGGUCGCUGACCGCUAGCGCGGUGAGUAGGCCCAAACUGCCCGAGAUCAAAAUUCUGAGCUUUGUGAACGGACACAAGGUUGUGGUAGACGGGUUCAAUUUUGAGCGAGACCCGGUAAUCUCACAAUACUUCCUCUCCCACUUCCAUUCGGAUCAUUACAUGGGUCUACGCAAGUCCUGGGACCAUGGGACGAUCUACGCGUCGCAGAUCACGGUGGAUCUUAUGAUAAACAAGUUCAAUAUCAACCGAGACCUAGUCCGGGCGCUACCGAUGAACCAAGAAACGUGGAUCUGGGCCAACAUAUCGGUCAUACCGCUAGACGCCAACCAUUGCCCAGGCGCCACAGUGUUCCUGUUUCAAGAGUGGGAUGACAGACGACGAAACGUGGUAAAACAGAUCCUGCACACGGGCGAUUUCAGAAGCAAUCCGCAGCUAAUUUCCAGGCUUAACAGUAUCUGCCCGACAGCGCUAGACCAAGUGUAUCUCGACACGACCUACCUGAUACCGGGGUUCCACUUCCCGAGCCAGGACUCUGUGCUAAGCGUCACCUCCCGCUUCGCGUCUCAACUGGCGGAAAAAGGCAUACGACAGUUCUUCAACGACUCACAGCAAAGCAUCUUUAGGUUUAUCGCCCGAUCCACCGCCAGUAGAACCCUCUACAACUGUCUGUUCCUGGUCGGCACCUACACCAUCGGCAAGGAGAAGCUGGCGAUCGCCAUCGCGGAGGCGCUUAAUACCAAGAUCUUCGUCUCCAAGAAAUCCUCAAGACACAAGAUCAUUUCCCAGUACCUUUCCUACUUCCCGGAAGGCCUGAUAACCCACGAGGUCGAGCAGUCCUGUGUCCAUUUGGUGCCCCUCUCGACUCUGAGAUCAAAAGAAUCGAUUGACCUCUAUUUCAAAGAACAUUCCAAAAUCUACCAAGAUGUCGUCGGUUUCAUACCGACAGGCUGGACAUUCACAAACAAAUUCGCCAAACCGCCCGACCUGCCCACUCAAGAGUCCAGAAUCCAGUACUGCGAACAAUUGCUGCAAGACCACCAAAACAACACCCUCGACCUGCGCUUCAUUUUAAAACAGUACAAGAAACACAACAGAUACCAGAUCUUUAAUGUGCCCUACUCGGAACACAGCAGCUUCAAGGACUUGGCUCUGUUCGGCACCCAGGUGCACUCUAAGGAGAUUCUUGCUACGGUCAACUUACACAGCCUAGAGCGGAUCAAGGACAUGCAUCAAUGGUUCAAAACCUGGCAAGCUAUGCAGAACAGAAGAUGUUACGGCCGUCGAUAG